Messenger RNA from Vicia villosa (hairy vetch), 1257 nucleotides. Its product is annotated as F-box/kelch-repeat protein At3g06240-like. Bases 1 to 1257 code for a protein of 418 amino acids. The record is from RefSeq and is a predicted model, not a curated record. Lineage: Eukaryota; Viridiplantae; Streptophyta; Magnoliopsida; Fabales; Fabaceae. Gene Ontology annotation, molecular function: protein binding. The transcript has a single exon.
AUGAGAUGGUUCAUGAAUUUCAUGCUAUUAGCACAGAAAACAAUUAGAAAAAGACGAAGACGAGAAAGAAGCAUGGAGAAGAAGAAGAGAAAGACGAAGACGACAAAGACGAAGACGACGGCAACGACACCACCGAAAUCUUACGUGCCUGAAGAAAUGAUAACUGAAAUUCUUCUAAGUUUACCAGUGAAGUCUCUUAUUCGUUUUAAAUGUGUUUCUAAACCAUGGUUUUCUCUUAUCUCUGAUCCCAAUUUUGCUGAAUCACAUUUUCAACUUACAGCACACACUCGUAAAAUUGAAUUCAUAUCAACUGAGUUACAAAAAACAACAUCUAUAGAUUUCGAAGAACAACUUGUCUUAAGGAAUGCUUCUGUUAAACAGUUCAAUUUUUUGCAUCCCCAACCUGAUUCUCUUAUUCAAAUUAUAAGUUCCUGUAGAGGCUUUAUAUUUUUCAAAUAUUCUUCGAGUUUCUGCAUAUUUAAUCCAUGCACCCAAGUUCACAAACAAAUACCUUUAGCUCCUGGUGAAUUUGAAACAAAUUUAGAGUUACGUGAUUUGUAUUAUCUAUAUGGUUUCGGAUAUGAUCGGUUAAGAGAUGAUUACUUGGUGGUUUCACUGUCCUGUAUUCUAGCCGAGGAAGAUUUUUCACGUUUGGAAUAUUUCUCAUUCAAAGAUAACAAGUGGAAGGAAAUUGAGGAUACUUACUUCCUUUAUACGAAGGACAAGAUUGAACCCAGAGUAGGAUCACUCUAUAACGAUGCUAUUCAUUGGAUUGCUAUACAUUCUGAUUCACUGACUGAAGUUAUUAUCGCAUUUGAUUUAACGGAAAGGAAACUUUUUGAGAUGCCUUAUCCGAAUGGUUUAGGCCAUAAGUCUGAUUAUUGUGAGUUGUGGGUAUUUGGAGAAUUUCUUAGUUUAUGGGCUAAGGAUUGUGAAAAUAAUACAAUUGAAAUAUGGGUGAUGAAAGAAUACAAUAUGCAUUGGUCUUGGAUUAAGGCUAUUGUUCUCCGUAUGAAUAUCCGAUUUUUUAAUGAGUUUUUUCCAUUAUGCUCUACAAAAAAUGGUGAUAUCAUUGGAACAGAUGCGGAGAAUAUGUUGGUGAGAUAUAACAACAAAGGAGAGCUUAUAGAGGGUUCCUCAUACAGAUGCUUUGCAGAUGGUGUAGUUUCAUGUGGAUCCCCAUCGAUAGUGUAUACAGAAUCUUUGCUUUCACUCCCUGGUGAUGACAUGCAAGUUUAUGAAGAUGAUUCUGACUAG